UCUACACACCCAUAUCUCAUCCAUCCUCGUCAACCAUCAUCAUCCUCUUGUACCUUUAAUCCAAGCCAUACAGAAUCAGGCAAGUUCUUGGUUUUUUUUUUCAAAAAAUUAACAUGGAAGGUUUAAUUCCAUAUCUUAUUCAUGCCAUCAAGAAGCAACAACAACACAAGUCUCCUUCCAGAACCUAUCGCCGUAGCUUCUCUCAUAAUUCCGACAGCUCCAACGGCCGCAGCUAUCAUUUGCUCCUCGGAUCCGAUUCCUUUGGCGGGUCAUCCCACCGCAGGACCCGCUCCGACUUCCCUGUGUCCACGGCCUCCGCUGCCGCCGCAGAGUUCUCGGAUCACCGGUAUGGCAAGGACGGGUUCCUGGUCAGCCCAAGAGAUCCUCCUCCUUUCCUCUCUGCUGCCUCUCCCGCUGCAAAAUCUGCAGCUUCAUCUCAUGCUUCUCAAUUAGUUUCUCGUAAUUCCAACAACGUUCGGAAGUACUGAGGAUUUCAUUUUAUAUUGUCCAUGGAAACACACACAAGGUUGAUUUUUUUUUUCCUGGUCUUUUUCAUCUAUGGCUGUUUUAAUUUUUAUGGUGGAUUUGUUUGUUUAGUAUGGUUAUUCAUCUUCAACCAUGAUCGAUUGGGUAACCAUAUCAUAAAUUCUUCUGUAAUGAGAAUGUGGAUAAUUUCUCUUUUUCUUU
This is a messenger RNA of Prosopis cineraria, 687 nucleotides long. RefSeq lists its product as uncharacterized. The coding region runs from base 114 to 488 and encodes 124 amino acids. The transcript has a single exon. NCBI's taxonomy places the organism in Eukaryota, Viridiplantae, Streptophyta, Magnoliopsida, Fabales, Fabaceae. The record is from RefSeq and is a predicted model, not a curated record.